CGCGCACCGCCCUCGCCGCCAGCCGCGCCGGAGGAGGAGCCGCCGCGCCCUUCCCCUUCCUCCGCUCCUCCCCGGCCCGCGCCCGCCGCGGCCCCAGGCAGACUCGCGAGCAGCGGCCGCGGCCGGCGGUCGAGUCGGGAGGAUGCGGCGGCGCUCGCGGAUGCUGCUUUGCUUCGCCUUGCUGUGGGUGCUGGGCAUCGCCUACUACAUGUACUCGGGGGGCGGCUCCGCGCUGGCCGCGGGCGCGGGCGGCGGCGCCGGCAGGAAGGAGGACUGGAAGGACAUUGACCCAAUUAAAAAGAAAGACCUUCAUCACAGCAACGGGGAUGAGAAAGCACAAAGCAUGGAGACCCUCCCUCCAGGGAAAGUGCGAUGGCGGGACUUCAACCAGGAGGCUUACGUCGGCGGGACGAUGGUCCGCUCCGGGCAGGACCCCUAUGCCCGCAACAAGUUCAACCAAGUGGAGAGCGAUAAGCUGCAGAUGGACAGAGCCGUCCCCGACACCAGGCACGACCAGUGUCAGCGGAAGCAGUGGCGGGUGGACCUGCCGGCCACCAGCGUGGUGAUCACGUUUCACAAUGAAGCCAGGUCAGCCUUGCUGAGGACAGUGGUCAGCGUGCUUAAGAAAAGCCCACCCCGCCUGAUAAAAGAAAUCAUUUUGGUGGAUGACUACAGCAGUGACGCGGAAGACGGGGCACUCUUGGGGAAAAUUGAGAAAGUGCGGGUUCUCAGAAAUGAUCGGCGAGAAGGCCUGAUGCGCUCGCGGGUGCGGGGGGCCGACGCAGCCCAGGCCAAGGUCCUGACGUUCCUGGACAGCCACUGCGAAUGCAACGAGCACUGGCUGGAACCCCUCCUGGAGAGAGUGGCCGAGGACAGGACCCGCGUCGUGUCCCCCAUCAUCGACGUCAUCAACAUGGACAACUUUCAGUACGUGGGCGCGUCUGCGGACUUAAAAGGCGGCUUUGACUGGAACUUGGUGUUCAAAUGGGAUUACAUGACGCCCGAGCAGAGACGGUCCCGGCAGGGGAACCCGGUCGCCCCCAUAAAAACCCCUAUGAUUGCUGGAGGGUUGUUCGUGAUGGAUAAGUUCUAUUUUGAAGAACUGGGGAAAUAUGACAUGAUGAUGGAUGUAUGGGGAGGAGAAAACCUGGAGAUCUCGUUCCGCGUGUGGCAGUGCGGCGGCAGCCUGGAGAUCAUCCCCUGCAGCCGCGUGGGACACGUGUUCCGGAAGCAGCACCCCUACACCUUCCCCGGUGGCAGCGGCACCGUCUUUGCCCGUAACACCCGCCGGGCAGCAGAGGUCUGGAUGGACGAAUACAAAAACUUCUAUUACGCAGCAGUGCCUUCUGCUAGAAACGUCCCGUAUGGAAAUAUUCAGAGCCGAUUGGAGCUCAGGAAGAAACUUAGCUGCAAGCCUUUCAAGUGGUACCUGGAAAAUGUCUACCCAGAGCUAAGGGUUCCCGACCACCAGGAUAUAGCUUUUGGGGCCUUGCAGCAGGGGACCAACUGCCUGGACACUCUGGGACACUUUGCUGACGGCGUCGUCGGGGUUUAUGAGUGUCACAAUGCCGGCGGGAACCAGGAGUGGGCCCUGACCAAGGAGAAGUCGGUGAAGCACAUGGACUUGUGCCUGACCGUGGUGGACCGGGCGCCUGGCUCCCUCAUAAAGCUGCAGGGCUGCCGGGAGAACGACAGCCGGCAGAAAUGGGAACAGAUCGAGGGCAACUCCAAGCUGCGGCACGUGGGCAGCAACCUGUGCCUGGACAGCCGCGGGGCCCAGAACGGCGGCCUGAGCGUGGAGGUGUGCGGCCCCGCGCUGUCCCAGCAGUGGAAGUUCUCGCUCAACCUGCAGCAGUAGGGGGAGCCGCCCACGUCCUCCCGCGCCGUCGGGCCCGACGACGAGCCCGACGUUAUUGAUUCUGUUUCUUAAACUUUCGGAGAAACUAUAUACCUCAGUAUUCCAUCACGGACUGAAGGUCGGAGGACCUCGGCGCGGGGUGGGCGGCACCGGGGCGGCGAGGAGGGGGAGCUGGCCCACCCCGACCCCAGGCCCCGCCGUCCCUGCCCGCCCCGCGCCACACGGAUGGAUGCGGGAGCGCCAUGCGUGCGGGCGGCAGGACCGGAGGGAAGGGGCGGCAGCCGCAGCACAGCGAGCGGACCUCUCCGCCCUCCACUUGGAUCCGCCGACAGCACGUCCGGUUUCCAUCCGGGUCACGGUCACGUCACGUCACGUCACGGCGUUUGCCCCGCCCUCCCAGCUGUCUUCCGGCGCAGACCCCCUUCCGCGUGGCGUACCUGCUCUCUUUGGAUAUGAACUUCACUGUGGUGGGACACUGCACACGGACAUGUAUGAAGAAAGAAUGUACGGUCAGUUCCUAUGGUUUCUGUAGGUCACCCUCAUCCUGUAA
Messenger RNA from Kogia breviceps (pygmy sperm whale), 2408 nucleotides. RefSeq names its product polypeptide N-acetylgalactosaminyltransferase 2 (gene GALNT2). Gene Ontology annotation, cellular component: Golgi apparatus. Gene Ontology annotation, biological process: protein O-linked glycosylation. Gene Ontology annotation, molecular function: polypeptide N-acetylgalactosaminyltransferase activity. NCBI's taxonomy places the organism in Eukaryota, Metazoa, Chordata, Mammalia, Artiodactyla, Physeteridae. The record is from RefSeq and is a predicted model, not a curated record.